Nelumbo nucifera (sacred lotus) is the source of this 2398-nucleotide messenger RNA. RefSeq lists its product as uncharacterized. Lineage: Eukaryota; Viridiplantae; Streptophyta; Magnoliopsida; Proteales; Nelumbonaceae. Gene Ontology annotation, cellular component: plasma membrane; plasmodesma. The record is from RefSeq and is a predicted model, not a curated record.
CGUUAAUGAAAACUCGGCAGGCAGCCCAAUUUGAAUGCAAAGAGAUUCCUACCACCCCCCUGUCUCCCAAGUAUUUAUCGAUCUUUUUCCUCUGUUACAACCGAGCUUUCCGAGGAGAGUCUCCGAGCUGUUUGUCUGAACAAAACCAGAGACGGAAGAAGGAACAAGGAGGAACGACAACCAAAAUGUUACGCUUCAGAUCACAGGCUUUCCUUCUCCUUCCUGCCUUUCUCGUCAUAUUUUCUACCUUCUUCUCGUUUUCUCAUGGGGUUUCUCAGCUUCACCAUCUCCAAACGACACCCAUAACAGGGGUGAUGAAUGAGGAAUAUGGUGGGUUGGUUUCAUGGUGGACGAGGCCCGUUGUCGAGGAGACAAAUGCCAACAUUUCGUCUCUUGUAUUAGCUAAAGAGAGAACUUACAGGACAGACCCUCUUGAUGGUUACAGGCAUUAUACCGGUGGAUGGAAUAUCAGUGAAGAACAUUAUUGGGCUUCUGUAGGUUUUACUGCAGCUCCCCUGUUUGCCAUUGCUGCAAUCUGGUUCGUGGUCUUCGGGCUCUGCUUAUUGCUCAUGUUUUUAUAUUUUUGCUGUUGUCAUCGAAGGCCUUAUGGUUAUUCUCAAGCAGCCUAUGCUUGCUCUCUUAUUUUUCUUAUUCUCUUCACCAUAGCUGCAAUCCUUGGAUGCAUUAUUCUGUACACAGGGCAGAGUAAAUUUCACAGCAGUACAACAAAUACACUGGAUUAUGUUGUGAAUCUGGCAAAUACCAUUGCAAAUGAUCUUAGAAAUGUAUCAGAUUAUCUUUCUGAUGCAAAGAAGAUUGGAGUGAAUCAGGCUUUCCUACCUUCUGAUAUUCAGACCAAGAUUGAUGAUGUUGGAACAAAGGUCAAUUUUGCUUCUGCCACUCUUGAAGAGAAGACGCUGGAUAAUUCUUAUAGGAUACAGAAUGUCUUGGAUACCGUGAGACUGGUUCUUAUCAUACUCUCUGCUGUAAUGCUUCUCUUGGCAUUUCUUGGUUUCUUGUUUUCUAUUCUCGGCAUGCAAUGUCUUGUAUCCGUCUUGGUGGUCAUUGGGUGGAUUCUUGUUACAGCCACAUUUAUUUUGUCUGGAACAUUUCUUCUUCUUCACAAUGUGGCUGGAGACACAUGUGUUGCAAUGGCCGAGUGGGUGACACACCCAACUGCCCAUACAGCCCUUGAUGAUAUUCUUCCUUGUGUGGAUGAAGCAACUGCCAAUGAAACCUUGAUUAGAACCAAGGAAGUUACAAUCCAACUGGUGAACAUGAUCAACGCUGUCAUCACCAGUAUCUCUAAUGUCAACUUCUCGCCCAACCUCAGACCUCUUUAUUUCAAUCAAUCUGGUCCACUGAUGCCUCUUCUCUGCAACCCAUUUCUUCCUGACUUCACUGAUCGGCAAUGCGCCACUGGGGAAGUGGAUCUCAACAAUGCCACACAGGUGUGGAAGAAUUAUGAGUGUCAGGUUUCAUCAGAUGGGAUUUGUACCACAGUAGGCCGUAUUACCCCAGAGUACUACAACCAGAUGGCAGCAGCAGUGAAUGUGAGCUUUGGGCUGAACCAUUAUGGUCCAUUCUUAGUUCAUCUGGUAGAUUGUGGCUUUGUACGUGACACAUUCCAAUCCAUAACCACAAAUCACUGUCCUGGUCUGUCACGAUACAGUGAAUGGAUCUAUGUUGGCUUGGUCAUGGUCUCAGUUGCUGUGAUGCUCUCUUUGAUAUUCUGGGUGGUUUACGCUAGAGAGAGGCGGCACCGAGCAUACACCAAACAGGUCAUUGUCAGAUCAGGAGGAUAUUAUGAUGACAAGUUCCCAUAGAAAAUUUCUAGUUCCGUCUAUCUUUUUUGGCAGGUGGGCGGCUAUUUGCUCUUUUGACUCAGGUGCUCCAUCUGUAUUUUUGUAUGUGAUACAUUUGACAACCCAAACUAGAAUUCAGGGUGGUUUGAGGUUCUCUGAGUAUUAUUUACCCAUUGGAUCGAGAUGGCAUCUGCUGUGAUCAUGGCGCACAAAAAUCUUGCCACUGCCUAAUAAUAAAACAUGCACGUACACGGCAAGGAUGCAAGAGUACCUCUGAAAAGGGGGGAGAGGAGUUUUGAGGCUUUUUUUUUUUUUUUUUUUGUUGGGCGGUUGGUUACACGAAGCAGAUCUGAGGUCGGUCCACUGGGUCAACUUGGUAUCUAUCACUAUUCUGUGAGAAACCGAGAAUUGAUUGCAUGUUCUUGUUAUCAAAUGCCUCGGCUGAGGAAUAUUUUUGUAGCUUUCACAUGGGUCAUUUUAGCCCAUUUUGUGUUCUUGUACUUGUUUGGCAAACCAACCCAUAUUUUGCAUAUUCCAUGGCGACAUGUGAAUCUAAGCAAGUCAAUAAAUGAUUUACUGAUUCCAUCGAUGAA